This is a messenger RNA of Danio rerio (zebrafish), 3655 nucleotides long. Lineage: Eukaryota; Metazoa; Chordata; Actinopteri; Cypriniformes; Danionidae. The record is from RefSeq and is a predicted model, not a curated record.
CAUAGCACUGUGGUUCUUUUUGAACGAGUAUGUCAAACGAACGGAACACAGAUACAAAUUAUGGAUUGCUUUAUGUGACUUUUUUAUUAUAAUAAAGCAACUAAUACGAUUUACAUCAACGUUUUGAUAAAAUCACAGCCAAGGUAGUAGGUGGUACGUAGGCGGGGCUUGCUCUUGUAGGCGUCGACCGCAGCUCUCCUUGAGGAAGCUCGCCCUGACGACUCAUAUUUUCCUCUAAAUGAGCAUCCACAUCCCAUAUAUCCAAUAUGGUGCUGUUUUCGUUUCGCGACAUAUCAUAGUGGUGCAGCGGCUUCGUAUAUAGAAAAAAGGAUUUGGAAAAUCCACUGGGUUUGUGAGGAAUCAUCUUUAAAAUGGCAAGAUCGCCGGAGCAGCUUCAGCAAUGAGACGGAAAUUCAGAUUAAUGCAGGCCUAAUAAAGACGUCUUCAAGAAGGCCUGUCCCUGUCCACAGCGUCCUCCUGUGAGACAGAUCCUUCCAGAUCUCCACAUCACUUGACCUUUCUCGUCUCGGAUUCUUCCAUCAUGUCCAGCCCAAGCAGCAGCCCAGAGAGAGAGGGGGGGAUGGCAGGUUCAGUUCAGCUGGAGGACCUCAACUCGCCUGCCGGUUUAGAAAUUGACCCGCCGUUUAUUGGCAGCCCGGUGCUCAGUCCAGAUUCCAGUUCCCAUGAUGCCGCUCUCUCCGCCCCUGCCGCUUCCCCAGCUGACUCCGAAAACCUCAGUCCAGAUGAGCUCGAGCUUCUGGCUAAACUGGAGGAGCAGAACAGGUUGCUAGAAGCAGAUUCCAAGUCCAUGCGAUCAAUGAGUGGCUCUCGGAGGAACAGCGGCUCCUCUCUGGUGUCAAGCUCAUCUGCCUCCUCCAACCUGUCCCAGCUGGAGGAAGACACCUGGAUCCUGUGGGGACGCAUUGUCAACGAGUGGGAUGAGUGGAGACGAAAGAAGGACAAGCUUUUAAAGGAGCUCAUCAGAAAAGGCAUCCCUCAUCAUUUCCGAGCAAUCGUUUGGCAGUUGUUAUGCAAUGCCACUGAUAUGCCUGUGAAGAAUCAGUAUUCUGAACUCUUGAAGAUGUCCUCGCCCUGUGAAAAACUCAUACGCAGAGAUAUCGCCCGCACCUAUCCCGAACAUGACUUCUUCAAAGGCCAGGACAGCCUGGGACAGGAAGUGCUGUUUAAUGUCAUGAAGGCUUAUUCUUUGGUGGAUCGUGAAGUUGGUUAUUGUCAGGGCAGCGCCUUCAUCGUUGGAUUGCUACUUAUGCAGAUGCCGGAGGAGGAGGCUUUCUGUGUGUUUGUCAGACUAAUGCAGGAGUACAGACUUCGAGAGCUGUUUAAACCAAGCAUGGCUGAGCUGGGGCUGUGUAUCUACCAGUUUGAACACUUGCUACAGGAGCAGUUGCCAGAGCUGAACGUACAUUUCCGUUCUCAGAGUUUCCACACAUCCAUGUACGCCUCGUCCUGGUUCCUCACCCUCUUCCUCACCUUCCUGCCCCUGCCAAUAGCUACACGUAUCUUUGACAUCUUUAUGUACGAGGGUUUGGAAAUCAUAUUUCGAGUAGGAAUAGCGAUAUUGCAGUACAACCAGACUGACCUCAUACAGCUAGACAUGGAGGGAAUGUCGCAGCACUUUCAGAAGGUGAUUCCGCAUCAGUUCGAUAGCUGCCCAGAUAAACUUAUCCUACGGGCUUAUCAGGUCAAAUACAAUCCCAAGCGAAUGAAAAAAUUAGAAAAGGAAUAUACUACCAUUAAGAACAAGGAGAUGGAAGAACAAAUUGAGAUUAAGAGGCUACGUACAGAAAAUAGAUUACUGAAGCAGAGGAUUGAAACACUGGAAAAGGAGAGUGCUGCAUUAGCAGACAGGUUGAUUCAGGGUCAAGUGACGCGAGCCCAGGAGGCAGAGGAGAACUACGUUAUUAAGCGUGAAUUGGCUGUGGUCCGGCAGCAGUGUCAUACAGCCAGCGAGAGUCUGGAGAAAGCACAGGAUACUAUACGUGAACUUCAGCAACACAAGUACACAGAGGAGUUUGUGAGUGGCCUGCAGACUCAACUGGAGCAGUCUCGUCUACAAGAAGCUGAACUACUUGGUGCUCUAAAAGAAAUGCAGGACAAAGUGCUUGAUUUGGAGAAGAGGAACAGUUCUUUACCCGAUGAAAUUAAUGUAGCUCAGCUGCAGGAGGAGCUGAAGCUGGUGAAGCUGAGAGAGCAGGAGACUCUGCGCUCCUUCAGAGAAAUGCAAGAAGCCGUCACUGAUCUCAACCACUGCUGGCAGCAUCAUACAUCUCGUGGAGGAGGAGGAGGUGGAGGAGGCCACUGGAAAGAGUCUCCUAAGAAGAAUGCGAUGAAUGAGCUGCAGGAUAAGCUGAUGAGUUUGAGGCUGCGAGAGGCUCAGGGUCAGGCAGAACUCAAAGAGGUCAAGCUUAAAAACCUGCAGUUGGAAAGCCAGAACCAGAUCAAUGGCAAACUACUUGGCAGACAUGAACAAGAGAGCACCAGCCUACAGGAGAGACUGCAGAACGCUCUUUCCCACAACAAAACACUACAAAGCCAGCUUAACGAAAUGAAGAGAAAGCAGGCGGAGUCUGACUGCAAGAGCAAAGAAGAGGUGAUGGCAGUGCGUCUAAGAGAAGCUGACAGUAUGGCUGCUAUGGCUGAACUUCGGCAAAAAAUAGCAGAUCUAGAAAUACAGAAGGAGGAAGGGCUGAUCCAGGGCCAGCUGAAUCACUCAGACUCCAGACAGUAUAUAACUGAACUGAGACAGCAGAUCGCUGAACUCAAGAGUGAGAUCAGGCAGCUUCGUGGACAGCCCUCCAAGUUCCAGAACAACGGCAGUGGUGUUUAUCAGGACCUGUGUCUGGAAAGCCCAGCUUCUGCAGAAGGGGAUUACCUGAGUUCAGACGAGGACCCUCUUCAGAGUCUGCCCGUGUCCAGCCUGUAUCCGAACCACUCGUCACCUCGUCUGGACAGUCAGGGCAGCACGGACAGCGAUGAUCCAGCAGGUUUCCGGUACGGGCCUCCACCGUCUCCAGUGCAGUGGUUACCUGUCAAUUCUAGAGACAUAGCAGACAUACACAGCCUCAGCAGCAGAGACGGUGCUCUGGACUGCCCUAUCGUCAGCCCAAAGUACUGCAGCUUAUGUGGCAAGGUUUUCUUGUCUCUCUCUCGGCUGGAGUCGCACGUGUUCAGGGCGCAUGGCGGACAUCAUGGACGCGCUCUCGUGUUUCGGGACAGCAAAGAUCCAGUGAUGCCGUGCAGAAUAAAGGAGCGAACGUUUGAGUGUAAGGAAUGCGGGAAGGUUUUCAAGCGCUCGUCCACUCUGUCCACACACCUGCUGAUCCACUCAGACACACGACCAUAUCCCUGCCUGUACUGUGGGAAGAGAUUUCACCAGAAGUCCGACAUGAAGAAACACACCUUCAUACACACCGGUGAGAAGCCGCAUGUGUGUAAAGUAUGUGGGAAAGCCUUCAGCCAGAGCUCCAACCUGAUCACACACAGCAGAAAACACUACAGACCCUACAGCUGAACAGUUACCCCCUGAUUACACACCAAGCUAAGACCUUUGUGAAUGUACAUACAGUAUUAUUAGCUUUACACGACACAAAAGUAUUAUAAAUUAUUUCUGUACAUUAAAUUACUUCCACAUCCA